This is a messenger RNA of Juglans microcarpa x Juglans regia, 434 nucleotides long. RefSeq names its product disease resistance protein RGA2-like. The transcript has 2 exons. Bases 28 to 354 code for a protein of 108 amino acids. The record is from RefSeq and is a predicted model, not a curated record. NCBI's taxonomy places the organism in Eukaryota, Viridiplantae, Streptophyta, Magnoliopsida, Fagales, Juglandaceae.
UACCAUUCCUUCACCAACCAUCAACAAAUGGCAGAAGCCAUUCUCUUCGAUGUUGCUGCACGAAUCAUUGAGAGCUUGGGAUCCCUGGCUCUCAAGGAGAUCGGACUGCUUUGGGGUGUCACAGAUGAUCGUGACAAGCUCAAGAACACCGUUUCGACAAUCCAAGCCGUGCUUCUUGAUGCUGAGGAGCAAUGGGCAAUGAACAACCAUGAAGUUAAAGAUUGGCUUGAAAAGCUUAAGGACGUCUUUUAUGCUGCAGAUGACUUGCUGGAUGGUUUCUCCACUGAAUGUCUGUUGCGAGAGAUGAUGACUCGGGAUAAGAUGGCAAAAAAGGUUAUGUUAUGGAUUUCGUGAGAAGUGAAGUAUCAAGUGCUUAAUUCUUCAGGCCAUGCAUUCUGCUUUUUAAAUGGAGUUAUGCAGAGGAGACUACAGGA